Molecule: messenger RNA, 14182 nt
Organism: Falco peregrinus (peregrine falcon)
Lineage: Eukaryota; Metazoa; Chordata; Aves; Falconiformes; Falconidae
Gene: HOOK3
Product: hook microtubule tethering protein 3
Exons: 22
Coding region: 118-2274 (718 amino acids)
Biological process (GO): cytoplasmic microtubule organization; cytoskeleton-dependent intracellular transport
Cellular component (GO): centrosome; cytoplasm
Molecular function (GO): dynein light intermediate chain binding; microtubule binding
Source: RefSeq, a predicted model, not a curated record
CGGGUGGGUCUUGCCAGGUCGCUCUGACGUGUCGACGCCAGGGCACGGCCCGGAGCGGGGCGGGCGCCGGCGGUACUGGCCUGGCCGCGGCCGUUGGCCCCUUUGGCUGCGCCCACCAUGUUCAACGUGUCGAGCCUGGAGCGGGCUGAGCUCGGGGAGAGCCUCCUCACCUGGAUACAGACGUUUAAUGUUGAGGCACCAUGCCAGACAGUGGAGGAUUUAACGAAUGGAGUUGUAAUGGCACAGGUUCUUCAAAAAAUAGAUCCAGCUUACUUUGAUGAAAAUUGGCUGAACAGGAUCAAAACAGAAGUAGGAGAUAAUUGGAGGCUAAAGGUAAGCAACCUGAAGAAAAUUUUAAAAGGAAUAUUGGAUUACAACCAUGAGAUUCUGGGGCAACAGAUUAAUGACUUCACCCUUCCUGAUGUCAACCUGAUUGGAGAGCAUGCUGAUGCUGCAGAGCUUGGGAGGAUGCUUCAACUUAUUUUGGGAUGUGCAGUGAAUUGUGAACAGAAGCAAGAGUACAUCCAGACCAUAAUGAUGAUGGAAGAAUCGGUUCAACAUGUUGUCAUGACAGCCAUUCAGGAGUUGAUGAGUAAAGAGUCUCCAGUCUCUGUUGGAAAUGAUGCUUACGUUGACCUUGAUCGGCAGCUGAAGAAAACUACAGAAGAAUUAAAUGAAGCUCUAGCAACAAAAGAAGAAAUUGCCCAGAGAUGUCAUGAAUUAGAUAUGCAGGUUGCAGCCCUCCAGGAGGAGAAGAGCAGCUUGCUCGCCGAGAACCAGAUUUUGAUGGAACGUUUAAACCAAUCUGAUGCUAUUGAAGAUCCCAACAGCCCUGCAGGUCGUAGGCACUUGCAUCUGCAGACACAACUAGAACAACUCCAAGAGGAAACAUUCAGAUUAGAAGCUGCCAAAGAUGACUAUCGAAUACGCUGUGAAGAACUAGAAAAGGAAAUUGCUGAAUUGAGACAACAAACAGAAGAGCUUACUACAUUAGCAGAGGAGGCUCAGUCUUUGAAGGAUGAGAUAGAUGUACUCAGGCAUUCUUCUGAUAAAGUGGCCAAGUUAGAAAGCCAGGUAGAGUCAUACAAAAAGAAAUUGGAAGACCUGGGUGAUUUGCGACGGCAAGUGAAACUCUUAGAAGAGAAGAAUACAAUGUAUAUGCAAAAUACUGUGAGCCUGGAAGAAGAACUAAGGAAGGCCAAUGCAGCACGCAGUCAGCUGGAAACAUACAAGAGACAGGCAGUUGAACUACAAAACAGGUUAUCUGAAGAAUCCAAGAAAGCUGAUAAAUUAGAUUAUGAAUGCAAACGACUGAAAGAAAAAGUAGACAGCCUCCAAAAAGAAAAAGAUAGAUUAAGAACAGAAAGGGAUUCUUUGAAAGAAACUAUUGAAGAGCUUAGAUGUGUACAAGCUCAGGAGGGUCAGCUCACCACUACAGGAUUGAUGCCUCUGGGAAGACAAGAGACUUCAGACAGUUUAGCAGCAGAAAUUGUUACUCCUGAAAUAAAGGAGAAACUCAUUCGCCUUCAGCAUGAGAACAAGAUGUUAAAAUUGAACCAAGAAGGUUCAGACAAUGAAAAGAUCGCCUUGUUACAGAGCCUUCUUGAUGAUGCAAAUUUACGGAAGAACGAACUGGAGACAGAAAACAGAUUGGUAAAUCAGAGACUUCUAGAAGUGCAGUCCCAGGUUGAAGAACUACAAAAAUCUUUGCAGGAUCAAGGUUCAAAAGCUGAAGAUUCAAUUCUUCUGAAAAAGAAACUUGAAGAACAUCUUGAGAAGCUCCAUGAAGCUAACAAUGAGCUACAGAAGAAACGAGCUAUUAUUGAAGAUUUGGAACCAAGAUGCAAUAACAGUUCACUCAAAAUUGAAGAACUGCAAGAAGCUUUACGGAAAAAGGAGGAAGAAAUGAAGCAAAUGGAAGAGCGAUACAAAAAGUAUUUGGAAAAGGCCAAAAGUGUCAUCCGCACCUUGGAUCCUAAGCAGAACCAGGGUGCAGCUCCUGAGAUUCAGGCUCUGAAAAAUCAGUUGCAGGAGCGAGACAGAAUGUUUCAUUCAUUGGAGAAAGAAUAUGAAAAAACAAAAAGUCAAAGAGAAAUGGAGGAGAAAUUUAUUGUUAGUGCCUGGUACAAUAUGGGAAUGACUCUGCAUAAAAAAGCAGCAGAAGAUAGACUGGCUAGUACAGGCUCAGGACAGUCCUUCCUGGCUAGACAGAGGCAAGCCACGAGCACAAGGAGAUCUUACCCUGGUCAUGUCCAGCCAGCAACAGCAAGGUAGAGAAGCCUUGCCCUUAGAAAGAAAACUGCCCUGUGAUCCAGGCCACUUCUGUUGCAAGUGACAACAUUCAAGGAAAAUCAGCCAGCAUCCUUUCUCUUUCUCCACUACUAUUAUUUUACAGUUCAGGAAAGGGUUUUAUUAUGGUUCUCAUUGUUCUGUAUUGCCCUUUGCAUAUAUUUUUUGGAGUCAAUCUCUCUCUCUGUGCAUUUUUUGAAUGUGCCAAAGUUUUGAAAACAUCUGGAGGAGUGCUGUAUAAUCUUAUUUGUAUGAAGCCUGGUCUCUUAUGAAAAGCUUCAUAUGGGCUGUGUAACAAUGUGAAUUUCCUGUCACGGUUGAUAAAUUUGUGCCUAUAAGGGUUGUUACGCUUUAUAAGACUGUCGUUGUUCAAAGGGAAUUAGGCUUUUUAUUUCAUGUGCUAACCUGUUGCUUCAGAAAAAUGCUGAAAACUCAUUACAGAAACACAAAAUUAGUAUAUAAUACCAUUGUGAAAUGUAUUUGCUACUAAAAAUAUUAACAGCAAUUUUUUUUUUUUUUUAACUCCUACAUGCAAAGUUUGCUUUUAUUCUUGGCAUGUAAUAGGGAAGUAGGAUGGGGGUUUUUUCAGGUUUUUCUUUAUCUAGUGGUGUUACCUCUUUUGCUGGCAGAGCUGACAAUUUUCAAAUGGUUUGUUCUGCUCUUCUUGAUCAAGUGUAUGCUUAAAUACAUAUUAUAAAGACAUUGAGAAAUAUUUAGAAUGCUCUAAUACGUUACUGCAUCAUCCUUUUAAAGAGGUCAUUUGUUUUAAAAUUUUAUAAUUAUGGAUGAACAGUACAUAAUGGAUCAAGGCCCUGAUUAAUAUUGUUGAUGUUAUUGUAUACUAGUUGUCAUCCGCUACUAAAAGUCUUGCUUUUAGUAUGUUGAUUCAGGGUACAGUUGUAUCAGUUGCCUUACUAACGGUACCAGUGCCUUCAGGUGAGUUUGUUGCAGGCUUUGCUGGAAAUUGAUUGUGAUUCGUUGUACUGCCUUUUUAGUGUGUAGCUGGUUAUUUCUACAUCAGUCAUUUUAGCACCUUCACAUUGAUCAGUGGAGUUAGUGGUGGCCCCUAUGCUUAAUUUAAGUUCUGUUCCUACAGAGUUCUGCCUUUUUCCUGACUAAUUCUGUGCUCUCCGUAUCAUUUUUGUCAAAGAAUGGAUGGACACAGAGGACCUGAGUAUUGACCUGAGUUGAAAGUUUCAUGUACAUACAUCUUGCAGUGAUUCAGUUUUAAGCAUUUUUUCAUUUAGAGACUGUUGGGACCCUAACAUACAUGCCGUCUGGUUUAUAAAUUUACUUUUACCUUAUUUUAAUGGCCUCCCAAGUGAAGACAUUCUUUCAUGAAUAUUAUUAGAGAAAAGACAUACUAGCAUUUAUUAAUCAUCUGAAGGUCUGUGUUAAUUCACAACUUGGGUAUAAUGAGCAAAGGGUAAUUCAAACAAGCACACCUAGAUUAAAGGGUAAAGAACAGGUGAAUGACACUUUGAGGUACUGUUUUAUCCUCAAGUACAUCAUAUAUUUUAAUCUAGGCCAAGAAAUGCAUUCAGUAUGAGUCUGAAAAAUUUUACCCCUCCUACACCCCCCAGUAAUAUGAAAACAGAUGUUGAAGUUUAUUAAUUGCAUAUAGGUUUGUCUACUAUGCCUCACAUUUAGAAAAAAAAUGAUUUUCUAAAAUUCUAAAAUUCUCUUUGCUUCUUCAAGGUAUGACGAGUCUGGGUUAUUGCAAGAUUAGAUAAGCUAGUGAAAAUACCUUCUUGUGUGCAGAAAGGUAACAAUGUAAGGGAAGUGUAGGACGAUUUCUGUAGCUCAGGGACGUGAUACUCAUUUUGCUGUCUGAGAUACAGAAUACUAAAGGGACAAGAAGUCAUAUGUGUUAUCUGGCAAGAUGACCACAGUCCGUGAAGGAUGUCUUUUACUGAUCUUAUUGUGCAAUCCAUUCUAGUAAUUUGAAGAACUCUUUUACCACAUGCCAUGUGUGAACAGGAGUGAAUAAGAUUGCUCCUCUGAGAGAAUUUGAUGUUCCUGUUUGAGAUUACAGCAUUUUAUAUCACCCAGAGAAAGAACCUAAGAAUACCUAAAGCUCCAUUUUUAUUUUAAUCUGGCUGGCUCUGUCUGUUACCUGCCAAAGCCUAUUUGUGAAAGCGAAGAAUACCAGGACAUUAAUGUGAAGUGUUAUCUCUUAAUUUUGUCUAAUAAUUUAAUUUCCUGUUGCUGUUGAUUAAGUGGAGGUCUAAAAUAACCUGAACAAAACCUACACACUAGAAUAAAACCUCUAGCUUUUAUUAUUUUAACAUUUGUUUUGCCAUUUUGCCUCCAAAGUUUUGAUGAUGGGCAAAUGCCCCUAAUGGUUAGGAGAUGAACAGAUGCUCAUUAGAAGACUCGUUUUUAGCUUUUGCUUUCCUGUCUCUCAUGACUUCUUUUUACUGCUUGGUGGUUGUUGGCUUUUAUGUUCUGCGUUGUAGUUCUGGUUGGUCUGUCCUUUUCCCCUAAGAUAAGGCACUGAAGUGUUUUCCAUAGUUCCCUUCAAGAAUAUGUACUUGCAUUAGAGAGCAAAACAGCAAAACAAGGCUAAUAUUAAUCUGUGCUUUAUUGCACAUAGUAAUUUUUAGGUAAGAUUGAACAAGCAUUUUGUCUUUUGAGAAUUCACAAACUUGUAGAAAUUCUGGUAUUUCCCAGAAUUUGCGUUGAAGAAUCUAAAAAUACACUCUUUUUGCUAUCCAGUUCCAGUAAGUCAUUUGUUCUGUCUUGUAAUGGUAAUCAUCAGGAAUUUUAGUUCCUUGUUCUUCAACAUUUUACUUCUAUUAUUUACUGCAGAUAUAAAUUCUUAAUCUUUGGGUGUGGAUGAGUGCAGGUGGUAAACAUCAUAAACCUUCUCUCUCACAGGAACAGCUUCUUAUUGAAAACGUUAAGCUUCAUUAUUUUCUUUGCUUGUUAUGUAGCUCUGGAAGUAGUGUGGUAUUAAGAAGAAGAAGGGGUUCGUAGUGUGACUUCAAGGAAUAAGCACAUGUAUAGACAAGCUACCAGUGAGUGAGGUCUAUUUGUCUUAUCUUCAGUAUUAAAAAAAUAUAAGCAAAAAAUCCGUGUAAAACAGAAUUAUCUCAGUAGUUUAGAUUCUUCUAAUAAGCUUUUAGGAACACUUUUUCUGGGGCAACAAAGACCAUUUUUACAUCAAAAUGGUAGUGGUAAUUACUAAACCAAUGCUAUAUCCUUUCCUGAUGCACUACAGAAAAAACCCCUACAGACUACAGAGCUUAAAGAUAAAAGUUUCUUUACUGAUAGAACAGCUGAAGAGUUCAUGAGAGUAUGUUCCUGACCACUGUGCUGGGGAUCCACCCAGAAUAAUCUUUCUGACAGAUUUAAUUAAUGCCAAUAAAAGAUAACAGUUAAAUAGAUUAAUAUUUUCAGCAUUCAGAGCUGAGGCUUAGUUUCUGGUCUUAAAGGAUGUGUCUGCAGUUCAGUUCAUACACUUCGGUGGGGAGUUAAGUUGUUAGCAUAUCUGAUCAGACAUUACAGAAUAAAAUAUUCAAGUUCUCCGUUUUCAUGAUAGCAACACAUAACCACUUGGAUCAUAACACGUAUUUUUCAAGUGCUGUGAAAAUUGGAACAAUCUAAUUUAAAGGUUGUGUGUUCCACCACAGUGCAAAAGAAGAUGAAUUACUAGAGCACACAGCUUUAUAUCUUGUAAAGUGAAGUAAAUAUUUAAUAGCUACAAGAUGCUUUUCAUUAUAUCCUUGGAAAUAACCAAAUGGUAAUCUUGUCCUGUUCUGAUGUCACUUGAUGUAACGGCAAUGCUUCUGCAAGUUUUCUGUGGCUUUUUAUUCAUGUAAGGACCACCAGUGAUUUUAUAUUAAUUGUGUAUGAAAGAAUUAACAGUGACUGUUCCUUUUACUGCUUUAUGAUGCUCUUAAAUAGUAAGUGAUACAUGCAAGCUGUCAAGAAAAUUUAAAAGUAUUUCGCGCUUUUAAAGUCUUUGGUAUUUUAACAUGUGUAAGUAGCUUUUGCUUUUCCUCAGUUUUUCCUCAGUCUAGUAUAUGAGACUAUCCACUUCGCAGCUUCCUGGCUGAUUCUAAGUGGAUUUAAUUGUCUUGAUGUCUUGACAUUUUAUGUAGAUUUGGUAACAAAAAUAUUUUCGUUUCACCGCUUGAUUUUCUUCUAGUUAGUGAUUUGGAGAAAGACUGUCCUGAAUAUGUCUAAUUUUUCUUUUUCUUACGAAGCAAAACAGUACCUGAAUUUUACUCAUUUUGUAGAGGUUUUUAUUCUUGUCCAACAUUUGUACUGUUUGCAAGGAUUGAUGAGGGAUGUAUUUUUGCACUCAGUCAGCUGUGGCAUACUGACUUCUUACAGAUUUUUGCACAUGUUUUAAAUAGAAUGGGGAUUCUGUGUUCUUCAGUAAUAUUGUAUGGAUGAACUUUGGUACCUCCAAACGAAGUUUAGCAAAUUUUGCAGGCAUUUUCCUCACUGGUAUUGUGCAAAUAAACAGCUAAAAGAGGUUACUCUGUCAGGAAAUACUUUCAAGUGGUGUUUUUUCCUCUAAGCCAAGUAGUCAUACUUCAGCAGUGUCACCUACAGAAUAGUUCAGUAGCUGGAUUAUGUCUGGAAUGUGAUCUCAGGAAAUCAAGUACUUAUAAAGAAACCUUUUCAGAAGCCCUUCCUUGAAACAACAACCAGCUGAUGCUGGCAGUAUGAUACAUUUAGCAUUCUGUGAAAAUGAAGAGGUGAAUCAUUAUAUAUAACAAUUUAAAUGUAAAGAUCAGGUAAACAAGACAUUGAGUGAAAGAGGUUUUGAACUUUACAAACUGCAACACAGCCCAGGCACGUGUCCCCUCAUAAAUCUGAGCAGUCUAGCUCCCUUCUCUAUGGGGAAGAACGCUGCGUUUGGACUUUGUGCCUUUCAACAGGAGGAAGUGUAGUCUUGCAUUAUCUCAUAGGUGAGUGCAGGAGCAAAUAACGAAUCACACUUGCACUCAGAACAUCUCUACAAGCCAAACCAUAUUAUUGGCUUGUGGCAGAUACCAGAUUCUAGGUAGGAUUCUAGCCAUACCUCCAGUUUGUUACUUUCAAGGAAUGAAGAACUUGUCCUGGCAUGACCGAUUACCUUGCCUUGCUCCCUCUGGAAGGCCAAAAAAGGAGCAGAAGCCUGUCAGUGACUCUGCAGGCUGAAAGUAAAAAUAAGGGAUGACUUCUUCAGCUUGGAGGUGGAGGAGACUGAUGCAAGCAACUAUUUAAGUACAAAACUCUGAAGAGCAGUAUGUCUUUCACCAUUUUGCUUUUUGGUGUUAAUUUGAAAACAAUGAAACAGAACCUGAGCUUUUGGAGCUGGGCACGGUGGGGUGGUAAUUAGUUUUGAAUUGCAGUUGAUUAAGUAUUAAAGGCUUUACCUAUGUGAAUAAGGCAGAAGCUAUCGUUAUCAGCCACAGCAACUUCAGACUUCAUCCAUGUGGUACAGUGAGGCCCCGGAGAUUUUGACUCUGCUGCCAGCUUCAUUGUACCAUUCGGAGAUGUUGAGGACGUAAUAACUCUGUCCUGUUUUUUAUUGACUUGACUUCUGUGGAUUUGUUGAAAUACUGGACCACAAAGUUAAUUUUUUUACCUGUAUCAGCUCGUUGAAUUAGGUAAUAAAUGACUGUUGACUGAGGAGUUCUAGGAAACAUGGCAAACAGUAAAGUCCUGUGGGGCACCGAGGCAGCACUGGGCAGUACAGCCGAGGCAGCUUCCCAGGCAAAUUGAUCUGGUUUCAGGUUGUAGCUAGUGGGUCAGCAGGAGCUCAUGACAAUUGAAGUCCUUGCCUAUUAGUUGUGGAGGGGUGGUUUUGCUGUGAACUUUGCUAUGGCCCUAGAUUCUAACCUUCACCUUUAGGCCUUGCCAAGGUAAUGCAGGACUGUCCUGAAGCAGAUGUCUGCAUUAGCUGGUUCUGGUGGCAAGUGAGGAAUUUCCUCUGCUGCUGUUUGCUGUGUGCAUAAAGUCAUUUGGAAGACUGCGUAUUGUGCAGUCUCUGUUGCACUGCGUGUCAAUUCCAGACUGAAAGCAGGUUCCGUUUGUCAGAUAAAAAAUUCUUGCUGCUGCCUUGUUGCUUUGGAUCUCACAGACUGAUCCAUACAACAUGAAAAAUAUUGCUAAUAGAGGGAAAUCCAGGACAGCUGGGAAGCCUUUCUUGGCUGUUGGUGCCUUUAUUCAUUGCUUCACAUUAGAAAGGUCCUUUACUAUCAGAUGAAUAAGUUAAAAGAGUAUCACGUUUCAGAAGGAGGAACAGUUAUUCUAAUCAUUACAAAAGUAGUCAUUUGUCAGCACUUCGAAGAGCUGUUAACUACUGUAAGAUAGCACAAAUCUGAAAUACUGCAAAAGCAAUUAUUUCCACAGGUAUAGGAUAGCUUAUUCUGCAAAUGAAACUUGAAUCCCUAAUGAUUAUCCCUAAUGUUAAGAGAAGAGAAAAUCAACAUAAAAGCCAAUUGUUAGCAUGCUUAUGAAAAUGAGCAGAAUUUUAAGAAAAAAUCCCAACUGUUGUAAUAUUUAUAUACAAUAGUUAUAGUGAAACCAUCAGACUUUUAAAUUGGAUUUGAAUAUAACAUUCAUUAUGCAAUUUAAAAUUCUGUGAAACGGAGAACAUAGUUCUCAGUCACCAAAGUAUGCAGGAGAGUAAACGUAUUCCAUGGGGGUACUGGAGGUUUUGAGAGAGAUUUUGAAGCUUUUAUUUAGCAGUAUCCCUCAGAACUUUGCAUAGUUAUAAGCAUGACAUUAUAAGGGCACUGUUCUUAGAAUUUAUAGUCCACCUUGUAUUCUCUGGUUGUAAGAGUUACGAAAAUGCAAAGUGGAUUCUUGGUUGAAAGGCUCCUUUAAAAAAAUCUCAAGGAAAUACCAUGGAGAAAGACAUAGAAUAGGUGCAGAAAGAACAAACUUUAGCAGUUAAAGCUAGGUAAUGAAGCUAGGAAAUCUGCAGAAAGAGAAAUCUGGAAGCAAUUAUUUCAAAGCAGAAGUAUUUUGGGAAGAGUGUCUGGUGUUGGACCUGGAAAGUGAGUAGACUGCAUUGGUCUGAUAGUGUUGGUGGUGGCGUUAGAAAGUACUGCUUAUGGACAGCAGGGUCUUGGCUGCAGAAAGCCUGAUUCACUUUAGGAUCAAACCUAGAUUGAACAGGAAAAAAGUAGUUGCUCAGAGAGGACAUGGGUUUUUUUGUGGGCGGGGUUUUUUAGGGGGGAGCAGCGCCCUGAAUUCGAAGUUCCUGUGUUGGUAGGUACCCCCCAGCUGGCUAGGUUAAUGAAAAAGGCUGCCGUCCCUUCUGUGGCUUCGAUGUGCUGGGGUUGUCCCAGUUGUGCCUGUGUGUUGAAGAAACAAGACAUCAGUGAGAAGUUAAGGAAGACUUUUAAGGGACAGAUAACCACUUGUAAUGAAGUAGAGCUAAUGGGAUUAGGCCCUGAAUGUUGAAGGGAAAUGCGUCACGAAGAAACAAUCCCUCAGGCUGACAAUGAACCUUCACUUGUAGCGGGAAUAUUUUGGAUUGGCAAAGGAAAGAAGUAGGAGAAAGUCACUCCUCUAUAGACACAUCAUCUGCUGCAUUAACUGUCUCUUUCUGAAGAUGCUGCAGAAGCAAUGACAGAUUAUGCUGAGUGAAUUUACCCUCAUGUCUUGCAUCUCUGUCUUCUGAAGUGUUGCCUCAACAGGUAGCUUUAAAAUACAUUAUUUUUGAGGAGUUCUCCAAGAGAAAGAAAUUGACAGAAAUUUUUUCUGUGAUGAUUAGAAUUUCUAGUCAGGAAACAACACUGUCAGAUGAAUUUGUUGCAUCCUUGAAAGAGGAUACACUGUCCUGAGUUUACAAGACCUCUCAAAAGUACUGUUGACUCAAAGCAAAACCUCAAUGUCAUCUCCAUUUAUGUGCAACAGGACACUUGAAGUGCUACUAAGUAACGUCUGAACUAAGUUACAGCCAGGUGAGACUAACAGAGUAGACUAUAUUGAUUUACGCACUAUAGCAUAGAUACAUGCUUAUAUAGCUUGAAUGUUUUUUUUAAUAGACUAACUACAGUGAUCAUCACAUUAUUAACUCUGAUUUCUGUAACUUUAUGCACCCCAGCAGUGCCAUGCAAGCUUAACAGACUAUGAUUGCUCAAAUACACUCUCAAGGUCUUUGAAUGUGUUGAAAGUGUUAAUUUUUAAAAAUUUUAUUUCAUUUGCUUUAUGUCUAUUUGGUUUUCAACUAUGGCUUGUAUUCUGUGUUGGUGAUGAGAAGGAAAAGAGGGAUGUGCAAGCUGCAGGACUUACAGAAAGGCAGAUAUUUUUUUGCAGUAAGUCCUCGAGUUCAGCUAUAAAUACUUUCUUAUCUAUUUAACCUGGAUUUGCCCUCAUUUUUGACCAGUGCAAUACUAGGAAGGAGGAAGUGGGGAGAGAAACAGUUUGCAUGCUUUGAUUUCGGUCUGGUGAAGCCAUUUUGCUCUUUGCAGUAUCAAUCACAGUGAGUGCAAUGUGAAAAUGAGAACAAGCAGGUAGUGCUGUGCCAUGCUGUGCGGGGAUAUUUGUGUUACUUGUGGAAGCUGAAAUCACUGUAGCUGGUUUGUAAAGCAUUCCGUUCCAAUUAGACUGGCCAAAGAAGAAGAGAGCGCAUCAGCAAGGAUGGAGAAAUAUGCCAGCCUCUCCAGUUCUCUUCCAAACUUAGAUUCACUUCCACAGCAUUGUGAUGUUCUCUUUGGGACUGCUCAGUGGCUUCUACUCGGCUUAUUUCAACAAGAAUACAUAUAACGUUCUUGCAAUUCGAAACUGUAUUCUCAUGCAAUGAAUAGAACUUACCAGUGUAGUGUGGCAGUGAUGCUGUUGCAGCCUCACACACAGGAUGAGCUUUGACGAAACAAACACUUAAAAGUCUUUGAAUUGUGCUCAGAGCUCAAAGGCUCAGAGUCAUUAUGACCCUGAUUGUCCUCUAAUAUAUAACCACACGCAGUACUGGACAGGCACCUUUCACUUUAUAUUGCUUUGAUUUUUUUAACUGUUGUACUCACAGACAGCAGGAAUGCCUGAGAUGUUUUCACUGCUGUGUACUUCUUCCGUAGCUGUGUUAAUUGAGAAUGGUGCCUUGAAGGGCUUUACUCAGAAUUGUUUUAAAUUUUUCUGAAUUAUGUCUAAAUUUAGGUAUUGUUUAAGGCUGUUUUGCUGCUCUUUACAAUUACUGGCAUGUAACCUUCCUGUUAAUUUGAAGAGUGGCUCUGGCAAGGGGUUUUCCCCAUGAAUUUGCACGACUCUUAAGUAGAAACAGCCUUACUAAACUGCUCUGAAAAAUACCUGUUCUGUGCUCUGGGUUUUUUUAAAGGUAAUAUGUUAUCUGCUUUUUAACUUUCUUCUUUAUUCUUUUAUUUGCAGUGAUGUGGUUGCAUGACCUGCAGCAUUAUUGUAACAGGGACUGUUCAGUGCAUGACUUGCUUUUCUGUCCAGACUACAUAAUCAAAACUUAACCAGUUCUACACUUAAGACUCAUGGCCAUCUGAUUUCAAAGGGAGAUCUACUUGCAGAGAAGCUUACCAUCCUGGGGAGUGGCUUUCCCAUUUCCCACUUGCAUUUACUCUUUCUCUUCACAAAAAGUCUCCUAUGAGGCUAGGAGAGAGGAAAUCCAGUAUUCAGAACUCAACAGGAGGCGUUCUGCAAACUGACAGAGCAUUGUCAGCUCUCCAUUUUUAUUUCCACCUGUCCACUUUAUUUAAUUCUGAUUAACAGUAUUAACACACAGACUUCCUGCAACUUUUUCCUAUACUGAACUAUAAAAAUCUAGUCUUAAUGAGUUCCUAGAAACAUCUUUUGGUUACUGUUAAAAUUUCAAAGCACCUGUACCCUUAAAGGAUCCACUUUGAAUCUUUAAAUAAUUAAAGCAAAGCGAAGGAGGUGUCUUACCAGGAGAAAUGACUAAGGAAUUGCUGCUUGGCUUCCCAUCUUCCUUAGAAAACCAGGCAAGGUUCAUCUGAUAAUCUCCGAGCCAGGCAAACUGCCGGGUGGUAUUUUGUUCAGACACUGCCUGCUUCCUUACUAUGUAUAUACACAGUAGUGUUUGGCUGUUGUAUUUUCCUCUACAUUUUAGCUGUGUUGUCAGUUCCUUUCAGAAAUUUUUUUUCCAAGUCUGUGUACAAUUGUUAAAACAAUCUGAGGAAAGAACGCGAAUGGAGAUAAGUAUGAAAGCAGUCUACACUUUCAGUAUCAUGCAGACUGUCCUUGCCAGUUUAUACUUUGGGUCAUUUGUCUUUCACCUGUACUAUUUUUUUUUCUUUUCUUUUCUUUUCUUCUCCUUAUAGCAGUCUUAGCUAUUUAAUUUCCAAUUGCACUAGAUUGGCUGUUUCUUUGUAUUAUGAAGUCUAGCUAUAAGAUUUGCCAUAUGUAGACAGUGUAACUCAAAAUGCUUUGUACUGCCUAUAUUAAUUUAAAAAGCUACUUAUUUAAUAUUCUUAAAUAUCUGCACAUUUGUACUACUGUAUCUUUGUUUUGUAUUGGACAUCCAGUACUGGCAAGAUUCAGAAUACGAUGGGGUGCUGUAGUGUUCGAAGUUAAGAAGUUUAUUGUAUAGGAGUUAGUAUGUAAUGAAUGGGAAAGGGGGCUUCGAAGCCAUAGGAGUUGCUGGAAAAUCUGAAGAGAGUCUGAAUGAUGAGUACUGUUAAGUGGUUUGGCUGAAGUCUGGUUGCAGAGAAACCCCAUUCUUGCUCACUUGGAUCUUAAUCCUGCAAAAAUGUAACCGCAUAUGUACUCUGCUUACUCCAAGAACGGUUUUGCUUAUUCAGGCCACAGCGUAACUACCAGCCCUGUUUUCCAUGUGAGCACUCCCAUGCUGGAGGAAUAUUGUGUGCACUAGUCUCUGCAGUCACUUCUGGUCACAGAAACCAGCGCACGCCUCGUCCCUGGCCUGUCAAGUGGGGCUCUGGGCAGAGCUGCACCACUGCACGUGUUCAGUCCCUGGGGAUCAUGGUGCCUGCUGUGUCUGGUAGCGACCGGCCGGGUAUCCCUGCAGCAGAGACAGCAGCACUUUCAUCAGACUGAGACCAACAGAGGGCUAAAGGAUUUGUGUCUUUCCAGGUCCUAGCCAUUGAUCCCUUCUUACAUGUUCAGGGCGAGCAUUCUUAGAAAAAUUCCUUUUUGUUGAGUGUUAAAGGCAUGAUUUGUUUCUCAUUUGCAAGUGCUGCUCUGGCUGGGACAGCAUCCUGCCCCAAGACAGUUGGGUGCAGGAGCCCCGAGGUCAGGGGUUCUGUGCAGGGCAGGAGGGGAUGUCUGUGUUUUCAUGUACCUGCCUGCAAGGUGUCCCACAGUGGAGCUGAGCAAGUGAUCUGUGCAAAUUAGAGACUAAGUAUCAGUUGUUCUUGAGCCUGAAGAUGUUUGUGUGUCAGUGUGUUUAGCUUGGCCAAAACUGAGUUCGCUAAUGCAAUAGAGAGAUGUCAGGUGGAGCCAGUAAGUUCCAGCGAGCGGGCUGGCUGCUGUAGUUAGAUUAGCCUAGCAUCUCUGUCAUGAAGUGAUUGCAAGCUCACAGCUCAGAGGUGAUCUCCAGCAUGUCUCUGAUGUACUAACUUCAUUUGUGCUGCAUAGAAAACUCUUAUUUUUUUAAUAGCAGCUUGUUUGACAGUCCUGAAUUAAGUGUUGAUCAAUUAUCAAAGUAACUAUUUGUAAAGUUGCUAGUGAUACAUUUUCUGUAAAAGAAUGGAUACUUACUGUGUCAAAACAUUAAUUUCCCAUUUCAGUUCAUCUACAAAUUGUGUAACUACCAGAUUGUCAUGGUAGCAGUGUUAAUAUACAUAUCUGUAUAUAGACAAAAAAAAAUACUCAGUAACGAUAAUUGGAAUCAAAAGUUUUAAUAUUUUUUCCCAGUCAAAUACACUAAUGCUUCCAAGGUGACAGAAGAGUGUACAGUUGUUAAACAAGUUGUAAAUAAAUGCUUAUAUAAAAUGUA